Aureobasidium musti is the source of this 630-nucleotide messenger RNA. The record is from the annotation of a GenBank genome assembly. NCBI's taxonomy places the organism in Eukaryota, Fungi, Ascomycota, Dothideomycetes, Dothideales, Saccotheciaceae.
CACUUGAAGGUCACCAUGCUAUCACCAAUUGCUAGUUCAACUUUGCAGGCGACUGCCAUUGCUGCAGUGUCCAAUGUUAUCGCACAGCUGCUUGAACAGCGCAGCAAACAGGCACAAUUUCUACGCUUCGUCAUCUUCACACUGCUCACCGCACCACCAAACUAUCUCUGGCAACAUGCUCUCGAACGUCUCUUCCCCGGACGCAAAUCACUAAAUCCUAACAAAGCAACACUGCCGCAUUACGAGGUUCGUGAUCACGAUGGGCUUCUGGGAGAAGAUGGACUGCAGCAACGCGAGGAGCCAGAGACACAGUUGGACUGGAAAAACACCAUGAUCAAGUGGUUCCUAGACUGCAUUACGCUAGGGGCCUUGCUCAAUGUAGGUGCUUUCAUCAUCAUCAUGGGCAUCAUGAAAGGAAGAUCGAUGCAACAGAUUGGAGGCACAUUGAGAAUAGUAUGUUUACUCGUCUCCANNGAUUUGUUCCAUAUUAUCUACGCAUCUUAUACCAUAUGGCCUCUAGCUUCCAUCGCAAACUUCACAUUAAUUCGUGUCGAGCGUAGAAUCGUCUUUCUCAGUCUGGUCGGACUAGUCUGGGGAGUGUUUCUCAGUCUUACCGCUGCGAAGCAAUGA